AUGGUGACAGUCACAAACCUCGUCCUGGCCAGCGUCCUCGCCGGACUCGGCCUUGGCUCGGCGCUGCCCCCGAGAAUUAACACUACCAAUAUCGGCCAUGGAAGCGGCAGAGCUACUCUCAACCAAGUACGCCGCCCGAACUACCGCUUUAACGGCGCCCGACAAGUGUACAAGACCUACCUAAAAUACGGCGUCCCAGCCCCGGAAGAGCUCAUCCAGGCUGUGGCCCACACAGAUGCCCUUAACUUGGCCGCGGCGAAGCGCGACACUGGCAGCGCCGCAGCAACGCCGAUCGACCCGAGAUUCGACAUCGCAUACGUAACCCCGGUCACCAUUGGCACCCCUCCCCAGACGCUCCAGCUCGACCUCGAUACCGGCUCAUCCGACCUUUGGGUUUUUUCGAGCCACACACCAGCGUCCCAGGUCCGUGGUCAGCGGAUCUACGCACCGGACAAGUCCACAACGUCCAAACUGCUCGACGGCCACACAUGGAGCAUCACCUACGGGGAUGGGUCCGGGUCCCGCGGCAACGUGUACACCGACAAGUUCACCAUUGGCGGCGUUACGGUGGAAUCCCAGGCGAUUGAGACCGCCCAGCAAGUGUCGUCGAGCUUCACCACCGAGGACGCCAUUGACGGGCUGGUGGGACUUGGAUUCAGUGAUAACGCACUGGUCUGGCUCAUCGACUGGCGCUCAGUACUAACGCACUCUCCCUCACCAGCUGGCACGUACGACUUCGGCUUUAUCGACAAGACCAAGUACACGGGCGAGAUCACCUACGUGCCUGUCGAGACAGACCCCGGUUACUGGACCUUCACAUCCUCCGGGUACGGCGUGGGGUCGGGCACCUUCAGCUCAUCCCCAAUCACGGGUAUCGCCGACACGGGUACCUCCCUCGUAUACCUGCCGACCGCGAUUGUCACGGCCUACUAUCGCCAGGUGCAAGGGGCGACCAACAGUCGGAGCUACGGCGGAUACGUGUUCCCUUGCAACUCGACGCUCCCAGCCUUCGUCUUCGGCGUCGGCGAGGCCAAGUUCACCAUCCCUCCGUCGUACAUGAACUACGCGGCGGUGACCGACGGUUCGCCCACAUGCUUCGGCGGGCUCCAGAGCAGUAGUGGGAUCGGAGUCAACAUCUGGGGCGAUGUGGCCCUCAAGGCCGCAUUUGUCGUGUUCAACGGCGAGGAGCCGCCGACCAUUGGAUGGGCGAACAAGUCGUUGGAAGAGUGA
Messenger RNA from Chaetomium globosum CBS 148.51, 1230 nucleotides. RefSeq lists its product as uncharacterized. Lineage: Eukaryota; Fungi; Ascomycota; Sordariomycetes; Sordariales; Chaetomiaceae. Bases 1 to 1230 code for a protein of 409 amino acids. The record is from RefSeq and is a predicted model, not a curated record. The transcript is spliced from 2 exons. Gene Ontology annotation, biological process: proteolysis. Gene Ontology annotation, molecular function: aspartic-type endopeptidase activity.